Messenger RNA from Cynara cardunculus var. scolymus (artichoke), 752 nucleotides. RefSeq lists its product as uncharacterized. Lineage: Eukaryota; Viridiplantae; Streptophyta; Magnoliopsida; Asterales; Asteraceae. Bases 92 to 574 code for a protein of 160 amino acids. The record is from RefSeq and is a predicted model, not a curated record. The transcript has 2 exons.
UAAUUACAAGAGGAGCACUCCCUCAUUUGCUUUUUCAUUUUCUCCGUUCGCUCUUCAUCGCUAAUCCUCCACAAACCCUUAAUUCACGAAGAUGAACGCAGUGUCCAAUUCUCAAAUCAACUUCACGGAAGAGACCGCCGGUGGGAGCGACACGGACACGAUUUCCGACGAUUCACCGGAAUACUACGAGCCGAUAUCUUCUGGUGCCAUCGACGACGAGGAUUCUUCCGAUCAGAACUCCGAUAACGAUCUCGAACCGAACUUCCACUGUCUACAGAACGGUGACGCUCGUUGUGUACAGAACGGAAUGGACUCUCUAGAUCUGAGCGACGAAGACGAUGAGGAAGAAGAAGAAGACGACAGGAUGAGACAGGCGAUGCAGAGAGCAUUUAGAGAGGAUGAGAGCCGUCGAAGGGCUCCAUUGACGCCGGAGAAUACGACGAGAGUGAUGGAGGCGAUGCGUGGGAUAUCAUUUCGAGGAUUGGCUCCAGAUUGGGCGGGUCAGGUUCCUGAGGAUAGGUGGAUCAAUCAACUGGCAAGUAUUAGACAGCCACCAUCUUCAACUGCAUCAUAAGUAAGCAUUUUUUAUACAUGUCAUCAUCAUGUGCAUGAAGAAGUCUAUUAUGCAAAUGCUUAGACCCUUUUUGAUGAUUAUUAAUUUGAUUUGUUUGCAAGGAGAAAUCAAAUAAUCAAAACUUUUAAUUUAAUCAAAUUGAGAGCCUCUUAGUUACUUGUUCUGUUCAAAUUAGACA